GGCACUACAAAAGGGACUGGUCGCUACAGUUCAAGAACUCCAUUGACCACAAUCCUCCGGUACGAGCGAGCCGCACACGCAAAAGGUCGGUUUCUCCAGCUGAAAGUGGAAUCAUGAAUUACGCUCGGUUUCUGACAGCAGUCAGUGGAGCUAGAAAACCUUCUGCCAUCAGGAUGCUGACUGAGCUGCAGCAGCGCUCGCCUCCCUCCCUGAUCUCUCUGGCCGGUGGAGCACCCAACUCGGACACCUUCCCCUUCCUGUCGGCAUCCAUCCAGGUGAAGAAUGGCCAGGCGGUGACCUUCAACGAGGCGACGAUGAAGAGGGCCCUGCAGUACUCUGCCUCCAACGGAAUCCCUGAGCUGCUGACGUGGAUGAAGGACCUGCAGAAGAACCUCCACAAUCCUCCGACCGCCACUUACAGCCCAGAGAACGGUCAGAUGGACGUGUGUGUGACGACAGGGAGCCAGGAGGGGCUCUGCAAAGUGUUUGAGAUGCUCGUUAACCCGGGGGACAACGUUCUCCUGGAUGCACCAACGUACUCGGGCACACUUGCAGCGCUCCAGCCUCUUGGGUGCAACUUAAUAAACGUCCCCAGCGAUCAGUACGGCAUGAUCCCCUCAGCUCUGAAAAAGGUCCUGUCUCGCUGGAACCCAUCAGAAGUCCACAAGCCCGGCAGCACCGCUCCCAAGGUCCUCUACACCAUUCCAAAUGGUGGGAACCCCACCGGCGCCUCCAUGACGGCGGAGAGGAAGAAGGACGUGUACGAGCUGGCCCGGCUGUACGACUUGCUUAUCAUCGAGGACGACCCGUACUACUUCCUGCAGUUUGAUAAGCCGUGGUCUCCAACAUUUCUGUCCAUGGAUGUUGACGGGAGGAUCAUCAGGACAGACUCCUUCUCUAAGAUCCUGUCUUCGGGCCUGAGGAUAGGUUUCGUGACCGGUCCCAAGCCUCUGGUGGACAGGGUUGUGCUGCACAUCCAGGCCUCCACGAUGCACACCAGCACCUUCACCCAACUCUUGGUGUCUCAGCUGCUGCACACCUGGGGACCAGAGGGUUUCCUCCAGCACAUAGACAGGGUGAUUGAGUUUUACCGGACACAGCGAGACGCGAUGAUCAGCUCCGCAGACAAGUGGCUCAAAGACGUGGCCGAGUGGCACGCUCCGUCAGCAGGUAUGUUCCUGUGGAUGAAACUGAAGGGCAUAGCUGACACCCAGCAGCUCAUUAUGGAGAAAGCUUUGGAGAAAGAGGUGCUGUUGGUUCCCGGAGGUGUCUUUAUGAUCGACAGCAGCGAGCCGUGUCCAUACGUCAGAGCAGCCUUUUCCCAGGCCACACCAGAGCAGAUCGACGAGGCUUUCAGAAGACUCUCUCUGCUCAUCAAAGACGCUUUGUGACGAAUGAUUUGUCUUCCUCGUCGGCAGGUUAUGGACUUUUAGAUAAAUGUUAUAUUAAUUGAAAAGUGUGACCUCA
Nematolebias whitei (Rio pearlfish) is the source of this 1467-nucleotide messenger RNA. RefSeq names its product aminoadipate aminotransferase (gene aadat). The record is from RefSeq and is a predicted model, not a curated record. Bases 114 to 1391 code for a protein of 425 amino acids. Lineage: Eukaryota; Metazoa; Chordata; Actinopteri; Cyprinodontiformes; Rivulidae. Gene Ontology annotation, molecular function: L-kynurenine:2-oxoglutarate transaminase activity; pyridoxal phosphate binding. The transcript has 14 exons. Gene Ontology annotation, biological process: biosynthetic process.